Molecule: messenger RNA, 5276 nt
Organism: Megalopta genalis
Lineage: Eukaryota; Metazoa; Arthropoda; Insecta; Hymenoptera; Halictidae
Gene: dnt
Product: tyrosine-protein kinase Dnt
Biological process (GO): cell surface receptor protein tyrosine kinase signaling pathway; positive regulation of kinase activity; positive regulation of phosphatidylinositol 3-kinase/protein kinase B signal transduction
Cellular component (GO): plasma membrane; signaling receptor complex
Molecular function (GO): protein tyrosine kinase activity; ATP binding
Source: RefSeq, a predicted model, not a curated record
GCUCGACCCAUGGCGGUCGGAGCACACAACUGGUUGUGGCUUUCGUGAGGCAGGUAUGUCGCGCGCUCCUUCGUGCGUGCAUUCUUGUUCCUUCGCGUCAUCUGAUUUUGGUUCUACGUUUCCGUGGCUCGUUUCACGGGCCGUCUAAUCAUCCGAACAAACACCGUCCACGCUUCUCGCGAACGUAUCCGGCCCGCGAUUACCGGGGGAGUGCCUGUUACGGGUAUAGAACGUGAUUUUCAUGCCACGAACUGUCAAAAGCAUCGCUCCGUACGAAGCGAACGCUGGCCGAUUACUAUCAGGAUCGUGGCUUGUUUUCGACCGCUCGCGAACGUUGCGCCGGAAUAACCUGCUGUCACGUGGGCCCACGCCCGUGAAUUAUCGCUCGUGAAUUUAUGUUCGGCCCUCGUGGAUCAUGAUACCGGACGCGAGACUGUAACGCCGUGCCGUGCCGGACCGUAACGUAACGCGUGUUUACGGGUGCCUAGUACAUACAAUCGGUUAAGCACGUGGUGGUCAUGAUGCUCCUAAAAUUGGCAGUGUUGCUGUCCAUGCUCCUGCGGCCAGGUGCAAGUUACUUCAACCUCUUCCUCAGCCAGGCAGAAGUGCGGAAACUAAUGGGCCUGAAAGCGGAAUUGUUUUACGUGCGAGAGGGCGUCAUCAACGAGUACGCAAUUAAAUUUGUCGUCCCAGUGCCGGCGCAAGUUCACAAGCUUCAUUUCACUUGGGAGAAUCUCGCCGGCAGGCCGCUGCCAUACUCGAUGUCAAUAGACAUCAGCAAUCCGUCAGCCUUGAGCAGUUCCCUGAACAUAUCGCAGGCUGGCGAGAUCCCGGUGGGUGGUCUUCAAACGUGGGCAUUGGCGUUACAUUGCGGCCCGUACGACGCGGAAAUCGAUCUCAGUCUUCGUAUAAAUGUCUCCCUAUCGAGACGGAACACGACCAGCCUGGACUUCAGACGGAAGAAAAUCUGUUUGAAGGAUAAGAGCAAUAUAGGUGCCGAGGAAGUGCUGGUCGCCGCUUCUGGAACCACUUCCGGCGGACAAGUGUUUUACGCUGCCGUUGGCUGCGUCUGUGCCUUCAUUGCCGCCAUCUUUGUUCUGGUUAUUGCAUACUAUGUGCGGGAUAAAAAGACCAGAAGGCAUCGUGACCCUCUUCAAGAAUCGAGGGGUCUAAGUUCCGCGUGCAGCGUAGAACGCAGCACUGGCGUUGGACCAGCGCAAACAUUUUUGUCUUCUGAGACACCUCCUCCGGCGUCUGCCACAUCGACGUCUACUUACAGACGAUUAGACGAUCGACCCAGUCGAGAACUACACGAGAGAAUCCAGGAAAUUACAGUUCAGAGAUGCAGGGUACGCCUUCUCAGCAUUGAAAUGGAAGGCACAUUCGGUCGCGUGUACAGAGGCAGUUAUCACGAGGAGGGCGCGUCUACCCCGAGGGAUGUCCUAGUGAAAACUGCUGCUGAACAUGCAUCACAGUCGCAAGUCGCCCUCCUCUUGCGCGAGGGAUUAGCGCUGUACGGUUUAAGCCACCCGGUGUUGCUGCCCGUUUUGGGCGUCUCGAUCGAGGACAGAAGCGCGCCUUUCCUUUUGUAUCCGCACACCGGCUACAAGAACAUGAAGAGGUUCUUGCUGAGGUGCAAGUUGAGCAGCGAGGGGCCACCGAGGGCUCUCACCACGCAAGAAGUCGUGGAAAUGGCCCUCCAAGCGGCCAAAGGAGUUCAGUAUCUUCACAGAAAGAGGCUGGUGCACAGGGACCUGGCUGCUAGAAAUUGCGUCGUCGACGACGAUCUCAGGGUUCAAAUCACGGACAAUGCUCUGGCCAGGGAUCUGUUCCCCCAGGAUUAUCAUUGUCUCGGCGACAACGAGAACCGGCCAAUCAAGUGGCUCGCCAUCGAGAGUCUGCUGAACAAGACGUUCAGCACCGCCUCCGACGUGUGGGCAUUCGGGGUAUUAUUAUGGGAACUGACAACGCUGGCACAACAACCGUACGUGGAGGUAGAUGCAUUCGAAAUGGCCUCGUAUCUCAGGGACGGCUACCGAUUAGCACAGCCAAUCAACUGUCCGGACGAACUGUUCGCUGUCAUGGCAUAUUGCUGGGCGAUGUCCGCGGACGAGAGGCCGACGUUUAGCCAAUUGAUUGUCUGCCUACAAGAUUUCCACACCCAGUUGACCAGAUAUGUCUAAUAGAUUAUCUCGAAACGCGGAAACUUCUGCCGAGAGAUCCGCUUUCACUUCCGCUGUAGCGCGACCAGAAAUAUAUUGAGAACACCUGUACAUAAUUUUAGUACUUAAAAGGAAAGUUUAUGGGAGCGAUGAAGUAAGUAGCGAGGAGUAAGUAUCUUCGAGUGUAGAAACGUCGCUUUCCUUGGCACAAGUCGUUCUUUACGCCAGCGCUGUCCGAAAUCUGUUGCUCAGAUGUUUUACCGAACGAACCAUGAUGCUACUGACUGCCACCUCAUAGGAUAUAUAAUCUCUAUAAUCUCUUCUUUAAAACACAAUAUAGUUAGUUGAUUUUCAAUCGUCGUAAGUUGACUGUAAAAUAAAUGCCGGCUAAGUUAAAAUUUUAAUAAACUCACGUUUUAUUUUUCGAUUGAGAAAUCGAAAUAAUAAUUAAUAUUAUAUAAUAUAAUAGAAAUUAGAGUAAAAUUAUAUAAUAGAAUAUCAUUUUACUCUAAUUUCUACUAUGUCAAAUUUGUUUACACGGAUCUACGUGUGUGUUACAUUAUUUUCAACACAUUACGAUCAUUAAAAGAACAUUUUCAUCUAACUUAUGUUUCUUAGAAUUAAUUUAAACAAGCUUUAUUUUUCGCUGUAACAUGCACGCACUCUAAACAUGGUGUAAUUACGUUUAGAUUAACAUUCUUAGCAUGAUUACAUAAGUACAUAUUUAUUAUAACAGAGAACCUGACAUCAAAUGAAGGGGAAAAAAUGCUACGUAAACGGCGGGUCCAAUCAAGGACAGUGCUGGUGUGAAGAUGCUAUAAUUUGGCCGACCAAACGCGGGACAUUGCUAUGAAUCUUGAUAGUUACGGACAGAGUUGUAUCAAAUAAAAAAUAUCUAUUAAUGCAUACAAGCCCGAUUUCGUUGGUGUUCAUCGUAAUUUGUGUUAAUGCAACCAAUGCCACAACGCGAGUUAGCCAAAUUAUAACAUCCACAAGAGGAAAACAUAACAUAAGGAAAGUAAUGCGAGUAAUAUAGGCAGAAUAGUGGAGUCAGGGGAAAUGAAGGAGCCUUGCUUAACGAAUCAGGAAAUGUUGCAAUAAAUAUUUUCCUUUCGAACAUUUUUCGGGACGGGACACUGUCGCGUGCAACCUAGUUUCAGGAUACGCCGACACAUUUUGUUUUCAGUGUAGUAUAAUAGAUAUCGAGAAUGUGUAAGCGGGUCUAGAACACCGGUGGCACAAGCGUUCCGUCUGAAAAAAUACCCCGAAAUUUGCAAUAAGAACUUGUUUAUAUAGCGUCGAGUAGAUUCGAAUGUAUAAUCGCGUGUAAUUUUUCUAUUAGCUGACAACAAAGAGUAACUGUAGAAACUGACAUGUAUAUCUUUGUUUCCUCCUUAAAUACGUUAAGACUGAAUCGGACGUUCAUCGCGCGAUGCAUGUUCGAUCGAAUGCAUAUCGCAUUUCUGCGAACGCCGAAUAUUCUGAUCUCGCUAUGCAUUCUUGCGUUCACCGUUGUCAUCGCUGCAAAGAAUCGCUUGUUUUUAAAAUAAGUCACGUGCAAAGUGUCUCCGCAAAUGUUCUCUGGCGGGUGCUUUGCUAGUUCUGUUGCCUGAAUCGAGCGUUUAUUUCUAUUUAAACUAUGGACAACGAAUACGAAAUUCUCGAAAAGGAUCAUCUUUUUAAAUGAUAUUUUUAGUUGUCGAACUAAGUCUUCGUGUGGGAUUAGUUCUGGGAUUAACAGAAACCAGUUGCGUGCGUUUAAGCCGAAUACACGUGGCAUCGGUUGCUAUAAUCUUUAAUCGGUUGUGUAGCUUCUUUAUUUAUUCGAUUUCACGGUCGCGUGAAUAUUAUGUAAAACUUUACUUAUAUAUAUAUAAAACGACGACGAACUCUUCGUUACACAGAAGUUCAUAUGUAAUAGCUGUCGAUCGAUUUGCGAGGACAAUUUGUCGAGAAAGAACCGAGCCAAAGUUUUCCACGAGGAAUAUUCACAUGAUUGAUAUUUCAAAUCGACUGUCGUUCAAUGGUAUCUCGACUGUCUGUGGUGUAACGCAAUCGGCUGUAUCGAAGUUUCACAGAAAUUCGGUUCCCAAUGCUAACACGCGUAUCUUGUAUCUUAUCUACCCUUAUCUAAGCGUUAUGCCCCCAAGGAACUUCGAUUGUACAGAGUUUCACGAUGUCGUCGCAUUCAUCGCCGAGAAGAGUAGUCAGACAGAAUAUUGCCAAAUUGUAUCCAUUGUAUCGCGAACUGCCAAUUUCGUACUCAGGAAGCUCUGUAAUCGGGCUGAAACGAGUCCGACGAUUUCGAACGAUGUGAUAUACUUGCCACAUCGGCAUUUCGAGUGUGCCAAUACCCCCUUUUUGUAUUUUUGUACAUAUUUAACCGUAGAUUUACAGCGCUGCUCGCAAUCGCUCGAAAAGUGAAACGUUGCACAGGCGAAAUCGAAUUAUCUCGCUUGGCAAGUUUGUAAAAAGUACGAUAUAAUUUUCUAAAAAAUUAUUUAUGAGCCUUUAUUUAAUAUAAAUAACAAUUGCCAAUUCUAUUAUUCAUGUUUCCUCUUUUGUCGAAAGCACAGUGUGUAUAUAACUUAAGUAAUGCAAUUUUUCUGUGAUAUUUUUUGAAGAUGAUGUAUAAAAACGUAAUCGAAGCCAUCUAUCUUGUAUGCAUCAUUCUACGGAUUAUAGAAAAUGAGAACUAUACAGGAUGUCCCAAAAAUAUUGUAAACGUUAUUAAACAUUACCUUGUCCUUCGUCGAUAACUCGUUAACAAAGCUACGGAGAAAAUGUUCGCUAAGCUAAAAAUUACUUGAAAUCAUCUCAGGAAUCACCUCUUUCAUGGGCCUUAUAUUUUUGGGACACCGUGUGUAAAGCACUCAUAUUUGCAAUCGUGUCUCCGUAUUCUAUCUUUCAAGUUAAUGCGAUUUCAUUUGGUUUCUGUUUCGAACGAUUAUUUGCAGAGCUGUAGACAUAAGCGUUAGUUGUAAAAAAAUAGGUGCUGCGGUACGCCAAGUCAGAAAGAUUCCUGUACAUAACGAGAAAAACGUCGACGCGAGAAUCGAUAUAAUGUACAAACCGCGGGCGUUACACGGGCACAAUAAACCGAUUGAUACACGA